Molecule: messenger RNA, 4119 nt
Organism: Scylla paramamosain (green mud crab)
Lineage: Eukaryota; Metazoa; Arthropoda; Malacostraca; Decapoda; Portunidae
Gene: Spec2
Product: CDC42 small effector protein 2-A-like
Exons: 4
Coding region: 460-741 (93 amino acids)
Biological process (GO): regulation of Rho protein signal transduction
Cellular component (GO): plasma membrane
Molecular function (GO): small GTPase binding
Source: RefSeq, a predicted model, not a curated record
UGGUGGAAGGAGGGGUCGAGACAAGUCGCCUCCCUGAGUAAUUGGUGAGCUGAGUAGUAAGAAUCUCGUCACUUUUCUGCAUUUCCUCCUUUAUUUCACCAUCAUCGCCCCCUGCGCACCGCCAGCAGGGACCUUAAGGGCACAGGAACGCCCCAGCAGAAAGAAAAACAGGAUAGUGAAGACGUGAAGGCGAGAAUUGAGAGUUGAAGAGUGGUAGGGAGAGGAGAGAGGAGAGGGAGAGAGCGGCCACAGCUGUCUCCUCGAUUUCGGAAACCCGCACCAUUUGUAUUGAGUGUGUGCUGGCUGGGCGCUGCAUCUGGCGAAAACUCAAGGUUGAGGUCAAAACUUGAGUUCUGUUUUCCUUUGAAGGGUAAUGGACAAGAGCAUGCCAGCCACAGAGUAAGUUGGUGAGCGGCUUUCCUCGGAAAGUGUGAGCACCCUCGCCCCGCCGUCUGCUCAAUGCCUAUCUACUCAUCCACCAUGGCUGGGGAUGUGUGGGGCCAGUGGUUUGCUUGCUGCAUCACCCAGCAGCCCCCCCAGCGGCGGCGCAGGCGCAUCGAUCGCACCAUGAUAGGCGAGCCCACCAACUUUGUGCACACGGGCCACAUUGGGUCCAGCGAUGUGCAGAUGGGCAACAACCAACUGGCCCAGCUGCAGUCCCAGAUGAAGAGCAAAGGCGGAUAUGAGCAGGCUCUGCCCCACAACCACAUGAUGACUGUUGUGCCAGUGCAGAACACAUAGAGGUGCGAAGUGGCCGUAACUCAAUUGCUCCUCCCCACAAACAGGCUUAUGAUCAGCCUCCUCAUGUUUUGCAAGCUUGGAAGGUGUAGAUCUUGCCAAAGGGGAAAUAUUUAGCCUGUGCUGUGUCUCCAGUCUGUGGUGCUCCUGUUGUUCAGGUGUGAAUGUUCCCUGCGGCCCAGGACUGACUAGGGUCCCCAGGCCUCAGUGUGUCUUGCGUGCUUCACCAAGGUUUCCGCCGAAACUGUCGUGUCUUGUUUCAUCUUGUCUGCAUUUAGUUGUAAUUUCUUGACAGAGUGAAAUUCUUUGCAAUGGUUAUAUCUCAUUUUCCAUAGAUCUGACUAUUUUCAUUUUAAGAUUUAUUUGGAUUAGAUUUUGUUAUGCUCAAGUUUUUAGCUAAUUAGUGUAAAGAAUUUAUAAACCAUUUUGAAUGAAGUGGCAAGAGUGACUGUAUAUACAGUGUGAAAUUGAUGCAUACGCUAGUCUUCUUUACAUGAACAUCAAUGUAGAAACUUCUGAGGUGAUGUGGGUGAUAGCUUUACAAAAUUAUACCUGUCUGCAGGUGAAAGUUGAUAUUAGCAACUAAUACUUUAAGGUUUGUCAUAUUACACAGGCCAGAUGUGUGGUUGUCACUGCAGCUGGUCGCCUUGAAAUAUGGUUGUCAGGUUGGGGAUCCCACCUUGGUCUUUCCAGGAGUGUGAAGUGACGGGCUUCACCUCUUAACAUUCUUCCAUGGGCAAUUAAAUCUUUGGUUGGUCAUGCUUUGGGUGCUUUUAUUUCUGCAAUGAGCUAGAGUGGUAGAGGUGAAGGCCAGGUUCAUGCCUUUCUUGUGUACAAAUACUGCACAAAUGUAGGAAUGCAAGCAAUCUUUUUAAUCUUUUGAUGGUUUGUGGAGUAAAAGAUUUUCCUUUUUAUCUUUAUAUUUGUUGUAAAGUAAGAGAGGAAUAGAGUUCAUCAGCCAGUCAGAAUGGUGUGGGUGGGUGUGAAUUGUAUUACUUUUAAUCGAAACUCAUUUGUUUCUAUUUCCAUUCACAUUUUCAUAAGCUUAAAAUUAUAAAAAAAGAUGUGCAUUAAAUUUACACUUCCAUUGAACAUUCCAGACCCAGACCCUUUGAAACUCAUACACCAGAAUUUCAGUAAUCAUCAUGCAGUCUAUUUAAGGCUUCAUUUUCUCUAAUGUGAGGUCUACAUCAUGCUUGGAAAAACUCGCACCCAAGAUAUCCGCUGUAAGAAUUUUAAGAAAUUCCUUAUUGUCAUUCCAGAAAAAAGUCCUGUGAACCAAAUUAGUGUAUUGUUGGUUUUGGAUCUUUGGUUGGAGGCUUCAGAUCCGAUGGGUGGAGCUUGUGUCUCGCCUGCCUGCUUCAUGUAAAGAGUAACACAGUAAUGGCUUAGUUAUUUAUACAGAAGAGAGUUGUGCACAAAUAAAGUAAAUACACAUGAGGUUAGCAAUAGAUGAAAAUCACUCAGGUAAAUUAACUCACUAAUUAACACAUGGAGGUGCCAUUUUUAUAAAUAUGCAACCAAGUCAUUUUCUUAGAUUAUAUUUAUACACGAGGGAGAAAGUUAUUUUGUACUGAGCAUUCCAAAUUUUUUAUAACAGAUGAGGUCACAAUCCACCUGACUACUGACAAACGGGGUAAUACAGUAAAACGCACUGAGAUGUUUGCCAAAAAAGUGGAACUGUGUCACCUUUUACAGAUUUGACUUCAGUGAACCAUAAGUGUCUCUUGUCCCAUAAGCACAACACUGUAGCUGAGAACCUCAUCACGCCCUGCCCUCCCCCAGCUAGUGAGAAGCAGAGAAGCAGACCUGGAUUAUUUACACUUGUUCAUCAGACUAAAAUGUAUAUAUGUAUAUCUGCCUUACAUUACUAAACAGUGAGGAAAAGUUUUAUGAAAUAAAGCAAGUUUUCCAAAAUUAUUUACAAAAUUUUAACAUAUUCUGAAAAAAUUAGUUUGUGUGGCCAUUGCGUGCAUUCUCGAUUCACUCGCCUUGUUGUGGAGUCUUUCAUAUUGCCUUUUGUAAUGUCUAAAGCAGAGAAAAGAAUGCUUACUACUUUUCUAUAGAAUGUCUUUGAAAGAUGCUGUUCACUCACAGUCAUAAAAUGGCUCUGCAACACUGGAAGACUGUGAAUCUUGGAGUUCCGCCUCCCUGGCCCUCAAGACCUGCUCCUAGCUGGCAGACUCCCAGCCUUACCCUGUGCCUUCCAUGCCCUGCAGUACCUCGCCUCCAGAGGGACCAGUACUGUCACGUCCAUCCAGGUGUUGCCCCUUUUUGUACACCCGCUCGCUCGUUCUCGUUACUCGCCUAACUUAUUAUACGUGUGGACCUUUUAUUUCCUUCACUGAGAGGAUAGAUGGUGUGAAGAGCAGUCUGACCCUGCAGCAUCAUGACAAAAAAUGCUGUGCUAAGUACUGACUCCUAGAUCUGUUAAUCUCCCAACAAGUUCUGCUACUGAAGCACACUACGGCCUUAGGAAAGUGAAGGAAGUUACUGUGUUAGAAAGAGAAGAGAGAGAGAGAGAGAGAGAAUCUUGUUACUAUCAGACAGUGUUGUUAACCAUUAUCACGUUGGAAUUAUUUUAACAGAAUACUGUCGUAUAUACCAUUAGGCGUAUGUGUUUUUAGAGAAGUAUAUAUAUAGAGAUAUAUAUAUGAAAACACCUAUGUUGUGUUAAGUGUUAAGUCUAUUUGAUGUUGUACUUGUGUGUAUAACUCACUGACUUUAAACCAUCAUUUAUUAUGACACUGGCUCAGUGAAGUCAGCUUAAUUGUCUUGAUUCUCAGCCAAAAGACCAUCCUUUCAGAUUAAGUCCAUUUUUGUACUGUCACUUUUUUACUGUUUUACACCCAUCAUUUCCCCUUUUAUAACAUAUUUCUCUUAAGAAUCAGUACUUGACAAAGUCUAAAUAACAGAAUGGCACGUUUGCUUCAGAGUGCUGACAUACUCGUAUAUGCACUCUGUAGCAAAGUUUCUCCUCUGUUAUCCUCAAUACUGUAUUUUCUUGGGUUACACGACUUCAGAAUCUUAUUUACAUGAAGAUAUUACAUAUUUAUUUGCUUUAGUUGAUUUUAUUUUGAGUGUCUCAUUAAGGAUUCCAUCAGUGUAUAAUAAGAUAAUACACCAAUACAAAUAUGCAUUCAGAAAAUUCAAGUGACGAACAGAAGGAAGCAAGAUUCGAGUGGCUGGUGUAGCGAGUGGUGAGUCUCCUUCAUCGUGUGUGGAGGAGGAACACUCAUCUGCUCCCAACACAUGGCUGCAUGAAAAGAUCUGUUCUCACUCAAUUUUUUUUUUGUAUAUUGGUAACGCUGCCCUUUUUGCCUCUUAUUAAUGUGAAACAGAUGAAAUACAGUAGUGUACCAAAUAAAUUAUUGAAUUUUA